Molecule: messenger RNA, 3612 nt
Organism: Armigeres subalbatus
Lineage: Eukaryota; Metazoa; Arthropoda; Insecta; Diptera; Culicidae
Exons: 11
Coding region: 694-2742 (682 amino acids)
Cellular component (GO): cytoplasm
Molecular function (GO): glycosyltransferase activity
Source: RefSeq, a predicted model, not a curated record
UCGUCCUUGCUGGCGUAGGCCACAAUCGUAUCCUUGCCCCGAAAGCAACUCUGUGGCGAGUUAUAUCAUUCCCUUCGUGCGGGCUGGUCACGUCAAAACACAGCUCAACUUUUCAUAAAUAUGGCCGUCGGAAUCCGUGCGGUUGGUAGAGUUCGAAUCAGGAUUUUCGCGGAUAAUUAGUGAAAGUGAUGAGUUUGCUGUUAGGUUCCAGGAGCAUUAUGAACAAUUGGUGAAGUGCAGUGCAGGCGAGUGUGUUUUGGGAAUUGGGAUUCAUUAGUGAAGUGGAUAUCGGAGGGGGCUAGCUCUACGCCCAUUUUUGCAACUAUAGUUCUUUGCAGGCAACAAGGCAACAGCACAACGAAAUGAUAGCGCAACAGCUGCCGUCGUCGUUUCUGAUACGGUCAUGGGAAACCAUUAGCAUCGACACUCUUCAACGAUAAGAGGAUCCACGAGGAGACAUAUCCAGCACAUACACCUCCGUUUCGCAAUAGACCCUCCCAAAAGUUUCCGAGAAAGCCAUCAAGCUUGCCCACACGCACCAGAAAAGUACCCCCAACCCCUUUCCGCUCCAGGUCACGUCCCAACACAGCAAGUCAAGCCCCCGGUGGGGCUCAACUGUGGCGGCGGCGGUGUGCCGUCUUGCGUCAAGUGCGGUACCAACACGUUUCCACUCCCAGCCGAUAGAAUCAUAUUAUGUACGGCGGUGGGAGCCCCCCAUCGAAACUAACGGGGGGCUCCAUGUCAUCUCGAAGCAAACGCGCUAAAAAGACCUCCUGGGGCGCCCGGGAACGGGCCGGCAUGAGCUUCCUGAUUGUGAUAGCAUUUUUUGCUAUUUUUGGACUGAUUAUCCUAACCGAGGUGCUGAUGAUUGAUGAUCGAGGUCGAGGCGGGGGAGUCAUCGUUCGACAUGGCAGUAGUGGAGGACGUUUUGGGGAAUCCGUUCCCGAUUACGAUGAUGUGAAGGACGAUUAUCUUGAUGAUACCGGUAUAUUCGUUCGCGAAACAAAGUAUGGUAGCGCCGCUAUUAAAAACAUAAUGAAAAGUCAAAAAGACUCAAAACUGUCUAUUGGCAUGAACGUACAAUUAGAUCCAGCCGAGCAGCGCAAUCCCCCGGUGAUACCGUGGGGACAGAUGCUCCCUUCGAAAACGGAGCAAAGUCUUCCUCAAUAUCCGGCCGACAUGCGUCCAACCGAUGGCUCCUGGGAGAUCGUCAACGGGACCCGGUACAAGUUUUUCGUCUUUUCGGCGUACUACGACCGGAGGGACGGAAAAUUGGUGCGAAUUAUUGGAGCCACAAAAACGCGCGGACCGGAGAAGGUGUGGUGCCGCUUUUGGUAUCAGACCGGUUCGAACACUACCCGAUAUCGAUCUGCUUCCGUGAUGGCGAGGGUGAAGAUUAUUCGAGAGAAUUGGAAUUUGAAGUACAGUGCUUGCUUUAUACUUUGUCCAAUACGAGGUCCUUUCUCAGAGGUGCCGUACUCGGUCAGUGUAGUUAGCAAAAUCAAAUCUCCACCCGGUAACGUGCUACUGCUGAGAAACAAUGAUAAUGAUCCAGAUUUUAAUAACCGCACAUUUAGUAACAUCCCCAAUAGUAUUGGAGUAUGCGUGAAGCCGUUGCAUUUUAACUAUGACCAGGCUCUCUACAUGCUGGAGUUCCUGGAAUUAAACAGCCUUUUAGGGGUAACUCACUUCACCUUCUACAACCAUACCAUUGGACCCAAGGCAAGCUGCAUUUUGCAGCAUUAUGUAAAUGGGAACCUUCCACCAUUGAUAACCCCAUUUGCUCCAAGUAAAGGUCCGACGAUCGUCGGCCCAUCCGAAAGCAACGACGUACCCCAAGAGAUGGAUCCUACGAAGCUGAACGACAAUACUUCGUACCAGAAACCGAAAAUCACUGUAAAUAUUUUGCCGUGGAAUUUGAGAAUGCGUUCCCAGAAGGAGAUUCGCACCGAAGGGUUAUUUGCAUCGUUGAACGAUUGCCUUUAUCGGAGCAUGUACAGAUACUCACAUGUUGCACUCAUUGACUUAGACGAAUUUAUCAUACCACAUCAUAACGACACAUUGAUUGAUCUCAUAAAUUGGCUUUCAAAGCGAAUAAACAACAGAAACACGGGAGCUUACUCUUUCCAAAAUGCAUUUUUCUAUCUCCAAUUUGCGGACGAUCCUUCCACGUUCGAUGACGGUGCAUCCGAGGCAGACCUGCGAGCAGCCCUAACGACGCAGCGAAAGACCAGACGGCGGUCGAAGCUGCAUCCGCAGAAGCAACGCUCGAAGUACAUCUGCAAACCGGAAGCCGUCAUCGAAGCUGGAAAUCACUUUGUUUGGGAGUUUUGCCCCGGUCGGGGAUCGCUCAACGUGCCAGCAGAUGCAGCCAUACUGCACCAUUAUAGGGUCUGCGAGUUUGGCGGCGAUGAUUGUAUCAAGUCGCCUUCAGUAGUGGACCGUACGGCUCAUCGUUACACCAAACGGCUACUGGAUAGGGUUGGUACCGUUUACAACUAUCUUAAGGAAACCUGCAACCUUCCAGACAUCCCACACGCACCAACGAAACCUCCACCGACGCGUAAGAAGCAGCUCAAAAUCCGAAUUCCUGAUAGACCAGCAUCGUUGGCAGCAUCCUCCAAGGCUGGCAACACCGUAGGUAGUAUCAAAAUAGACGCAAGUACUAACAACAACAGCAACAGUAGUAGGAGCACAUUCGCAAGCUCGUUAAUCAGAGUGAUAUCGAAUCGACAGAUGUAAGUUGAAUAUUUUUUCGGUGAAUUGGGAAGGGAUAUUUUAUACGAUUAUAUUAUUAGAUACAGUUUUAAGCAUCAAAGAAACUCGCAAAAUCGAAAAUGUUUUCAAAACACUUAACUCAUAAUUCUCAUCGGUUACUUAUACAUUGAGUAAAACAGAACGAAUAAAACAGAUGAAUAUUGUGACAGCACAAUCCUUAAUUUGUUACGAAUAGCAGUUAAAUUGAAUAUUUACUAAACUACUCCAAGCUUAUAGCCAGGUGGCAGUAGAAGUCGGUUCUAAUCUGCGUUGAACUGACGAUCGCUGUGACUAGGUGCAAUGCUCACUUGUAGGACAUUUUGUAGGAAGGCUAAACUUCAUAGGAAGGCCUACAGUAAACGCUACUUAGUUCACUUGUUAUACUUACCAAUGCAAGCUCUUGAUUAUUCAUCUCCAAGUAACGGAAUGAGUAGAUUAUAUUUGGUAAAUUGCAGCGAAUUGUUACGACAAGAGCCUAGCCAGAUCGAAUAGUAAUCAAACCUUGCAUCCUAAAGAAAGGAAAGUCAUAGAAACCGCAUAUCAAACUAGGUCCUUCCUUCCUAGCUCAGAUUUUUAGUUACUUGUCCAAACUGGGAACAGUGGAAACUUGAGUGGCAAACAGGAGAAGAAAGUAAGUUGGCAGAAUGAAGCAGGGUAUGUUACUUUAGCUCAAACAAAAUAUUCUAACAGUGGAGUGGACUAUCAAAAUAUGUAUUACGCAGAUAACACAACACACCGAUAACUAAAUUUAUUGUAAUAAACUACCCAACUUUGAAGUAUAAAUUGAUGCAAUAAACGUCGAACAUCAAAUAUGGUUGGUGGAAAAGCGAGUGAAAAUAUGACGAAGAGUUUUAA